GCAACUCUUGACUACUACGUCAUCAUCGUGCGCCAUUGCCUGGAUGGCGCCAUCCUGACAGCGUGUGUGGUAUUCAACUAGAGUCGACGCUGAACAUAGUUUGAUUUUGGGGGAGUAUACGUUUUUAUUUUCGUUUCGCCCAUGGACAUCCAGAGUGCUAGCUCGGUGGUCCUACAGACCCUGACCCAGGCCACCAGCCAGGACACGUCCGUGCUGAAGCCUGCCGAGGAGCAGCUGCGUCAGUGGGAGACCCAGCCCGGCUUCUACUCGGUGCUGCUGAAUAUCUUCAACAAUCACAAUCUUGACAUCAACGUGAGAUGGCUGGCGGUGCUGUACUUCAAGAACGGCAUCGACCGCUACUGGAGAAGAGUGGCACCACAUGCUUUGUCUGAGGAGGAGAAGACAUCCCUCCGUGCCGGACUCGUCACCAACUUCAACGAACCCGUCAACCAGAUUGCCACCCAGAUUGCGGUGCUGAUUGCCAAGGUGGCGCGUCUGGACUGUCCGCGCCAGUGGCCCGAGCUCAUCCCCAUCCUGCUGGAGUCGGUGAAGGUGCAGGACGGCCUGCAGCAGCACCGCGCCCUGCUCACCUUCUACCACGUCACCAAGACCCUGGCCUCCAAACGCCUCGCCGCCGACAGGAGGCUCUUCCAGGACUUGGCUGCUGGCAUCUACAGCUUCGCCCGCUCCCUGUGGAACCACCACACCGACACCUUCCUGCAGCAGGUCUACGCCGGGGACCAGGGGUCCGCACUCAGCUCCCUGGAGCGAACACUGCUGUCCCUUAAAGUGCUGAGGAAACUGACGGUCCAUGGAUUUAUCGAGCCCCAACAGAACAUGGAGGUGAUGGGCUUUUUGAACUCUGUGUUUGAGAGACUGAAGCAGUUUCUGGAGUGCUGUCGGCCAGUUCAGCCGGGCAAUGUCUGCAGAGAAAAACUAGAGAAGACCAUCAUUUUGUUCACCAAAGUACUCUUGGACUUCCUGGAGGCCCACCCGUACCCGUUCAUCCCGCUGAUCCAGCGGUCACUGGAGUUCGCCGUCAGCUACGUCUUCACGGAGAUGGGCGAGGGCGUGGUGUUCGAACGCUUCAUCGUCCAGUGCAUGAACCUCAUCAAACUGAUCGUCAAGAACGAUGCCUACAAACCAAACAAAAACAUUGAAGACAGCAAACCCGAGAGCCUGGAGGCGCACAAGAUCAAGACGGCCUUCUUCACACACCCCACGCUGACGGAGAUCGGCAGACGGCUGGUGUCCCACUACUUCCUGCUCACCGAGGAGGAGCUGGCCAUGUGGGAGGAAGACCCCGAGAGCUUCGCUGUGGAAGAAACAGGAGGGGACUCCUGGAAGUACAGUUUACGGCCCUGCACUGAGGUGUUGUUCCUGGACAUUUUCCACAACUACGGCCAGACAUUAACCCCUGUGCUCCUUGAGAUGGUACAGAAUCUGCAGGGCCCCACGAAUGUGGAAGAACCUGUUCAGCUGCUAAUGAAGGAUGCCGUCUACAAUGCAGUGGGGCUGGCAGCCUACGAGCUGUUUGACAGCGUGGAAUUUGAUGUCUGGUUCAAGAACCAGCUGCUGGCGGAGCUGCAAGUGAACCACAACAGGUAUAAACUGAUCCGGAGGAGAGUCAUAUGGCUGAUAGGACAAUGGAUCUCUGUGAAGUUCAAAUCAGACUUGCGGCCGGUGCUGUAUGAAGUCAUUCUCAACCUCAUGCAAGACCCUGAUCUCGUGGUGCGGAUUGAAACAGCCACAACUCUCAAGCUGACCGUGGAUGAUUUUGAGUUUCGGACGGAACAGUUCUUACCGUACCUGGAGUCCAUCUUCGGACUGCUCUUCCAGCUGCUCCAGCAGGUCACGGAGUGUGACACCAAGAUGCAGGUCCUGCACGUCAUCUCUUGUGUCAUAGAGCGAGUCCACAUCCAGAUCCGGCCCUACGUGGGCUGCCUGGUGCAGUACCUGCCCCUGCUGUGGAAGCAGUCGGAGGAGCACAACAUGCUCCGCUGUGCCAUCCUCACCACCCUCGUCCACGUCGUACAGGGCUUAGGAGCGGAGAGCAAGAACCUCUACACCUUCCUGCUGCCGGUGAUUCAGCUCAGCACGGACGUGUCGCAGCCACCGCAUGUUUACCUGCUCGAGGAUGGCCUGGAACUCUGGUUGGUGACCUUAGAGAACAGCCCAGGAAUCACACCCGAGCUGCUUAGAAUAUUCCAGAACAUGUCAGCUUUGCUCGAGUUGAGUUCAGAGAACGUGCGGACGUGCUUCCAGAUCAUCAAAGCCUACAUCUACCUUUCAGCCACCGAGUUUUUCCAGAACUAUGCUGAAGGGCUCUGUAAGUCGUUCUGUGAGCUGAUGAAGGACAUCACGAUGGAGGGCCAAGUUCAAGUGUUGAAGGUGGUGGAGAUUGCGCUGAAAGUGAGUCCAGUCCUGGGCUCCCACAUGUUCCAGCCCCUCCUGCCCUCCGUGUUCAGGGGCAUCGUAGACGGCGAGAGGUAUCCUGUUGUGAUGUCGACGUACCUUGGAGUUAUCGGCCGCAUCCUGCUCCAAAAUUCUAGCUUUUUCUCCUCUCUACUCUCCCAAAUGGCCCAGGAGUUCCACCAGGAGAUGGACCAGCUGUUGGGCAGUGUCAUUGAGAUGUGGGUGGACCGGAUGGAUAACAUCACGCAGCCCGAGAGGAGGAAGCUCUCCUCGCUGGCCCUGCUGUCCCUGCUGCCAUCAGAUAACAGUGUUAUCCAAGACAAGUUCUGCGGCAUCAUAAAUAUCUGCGUGGAGGCCCUGCACGACGUGAUGACCGAGGAUUCCGAGACGGGGAGCUUCCGAGACUGCAUGCUAAUGACCCACUUCGAAGAGCCCAAGGUGACCGAUGAUGAGGAGCCGGCCACCGAGCAGGACAAGAGGAAGAAGUUGCUGGCCCUGGAGGACCCCGUCCACAGCGUGUCCCUGCAGCAGUUUGUCUACGAGAAGCUGAAAGCCCAGCAGACGCUGAUGGGAGACCAGGGAUUCCAGGCCCUCAUGGAGACCGUGGACACCGAGAUCGUGCGACAGUUGCAGGAGUUCCUGCAAGGAAUGUGAAGGUCUGGAAUGGAUGCUCCGGGUCUCAGGAGACUUCAGCAGGACAACAACGAAAACCAUUCACCUCACAUCGCCAAUAACGCGCCAUGUUUUCAACAAACACUACCCAACGAACAGAGCUUCCACUUUUUUCCACACAUCAUCACUUUUUUUUUUCCUUCCACUAUUUUGUACUCUUGGGUUGAUUGGUCGCCGACGCAGAAGUGGAAAGGGUGGGUACUGUGUAUAUAAAGUUGACAUGAUUGGACACGAGUAGAGUUGUCUCUACUACUUUUAUUUUUUUGUUUCUUAGAAAGAAAGAAGAAGAAAAAAAAACAGGCCCCUGUAAGAGAUUUUGGAUCCAUGAACUGAAGAAACACAAGGGGUGUUCCAGACAUGAGGAAAAUGAAAUGUAAUUUUGUAUUUAUGUAAGAUAAGCCUGCAUGAUAAGGAUAUUUUUAUUUUGAUCUCUAUUUUUUGUUUUGGUUUUCUAUGAAGCCCCUUAUGUCAAUACGGCCUAACUACUGAUAGAUAUUUUCAUAAUGACUGCAUCUCCUGCAGAUAGGACGGUUGUAUUAAUCGAAUGUUUGCUUAACCCACAAUUCUAUGCUGCUACUCUACAUGCUCCAACCCUGUUGUGUUUGAGAAGGACGCAACAUUUCACAAUGAGUGAAUGGAGUUUGACUGGUCACCAAGAUGCAAGGAUGAUAACCGUAUGAUUUCAAAGCACGAGCUUUGAUUGUAAAGAAAACAGUUUGGAAUAAUGUGUGUGUCUUUUAGUAAGGCUUAAGGGGUGAGUUUCACUCUAGCGCAAUCUCUCACUGUGACUAGCUUUGUCACUUGAAAGGCCUUAUGCUGUUAGCCUUACUAUAACCAAUAAAGGCAAGAAAACAUUUGUUUUUCCUUUUUUUAGACACUACAGAAUGUAUAGGUCUGGUCUCGACAGCAUUUAAAUCCCAUUAUUUUAAUACAUUUUGUUGAAUACGUGCCAAAAAUCAAUGAUCAAUGAAACUGACUGUGAAACAGACCAUGCAUGUGACAUUUGCCGGCUGAUCACUGAGGCCGAGGUGACGUUAUCAGUAUGAGGGAAGAAGGUGUUCCUCACUACGGUCGUAGUUCUAGUUUCUGGGAUGGGUUAAUUGCUUCAGUCAUUGGGUCUAAUAUUGGUUUUGGUCCGUUUUAAUCUUGUACAAUUAUAUUUUUAUGAUCA
Molecule: messenger RNA, 4258 nt
Organism: Sardina pilchardus (European sardine)
Lineage: Eukaryota; Metazoa; Chordata; Actinopteri; Clupeiformes; Clupeidae
Gene: ipo11
Product: importin 11
Exons: 30
Coding region: 142-3069 (975 amino acids)
Biological process (GO): protein import into nucleus
Cellular component (GO): nuclear envelope; cytosol
Molecular function (GO): small GTPase binding
Source: RefSeq, a predicted model, not a curated record